CCAAUUUCUUGUUUUUAUUGCUUUUGAGCAAAUAAUGAGUCUUUCGACUAAGCAGAGUGUUAAUAGAGCUAUAAAUCCUUGGGUUCUUCAUCUUCACAAAAUGGGUCUGGAGCUUAGAUGUCCUCACUGUUUGGAUUUGUUUAAACGACCAUUGUUGAUGCCGUGCGACCAUCUAUUUUGCGAUUCAUGCAUAGCCCGAAAUGAGUUUGGAUCAGAGUGCCCUAUUUGCAAAGUCCUAUGUGCAGAUCGAGCUGAAAAAGACUAUGCUGGUUGUAGAUAUAAGGCCUCUGACCUUCAUGGAGAAUAUAAUGGGAUCUGAAACCGACUGUAAAAAGCUGAGGGGACAGUUGAGGUUGAUCUUCUAUCUUUUUUCAGAGCUUGGCAUUCUGUUGUAUUGGUCUCGAGUGCUACUAAAAAUAAGUUUUGGUCUUUCCUCCUCAAAGUCAUCGUCACUAGAAUCAGCACGAGUGACUGGUGCUCUCUUGCUGAGUUUUCUACUCACUUCAUCACUUCCUUUCGGUUCUCGAUUCUAAGAUCCAGAACUAGUUGAAUCCUCCACUAGGGAAGGGGAUGAUGGCUUAAAUCCAGCGGAUGUAUCAUUCUCUGCCUCCGAAGAGGAUAAAGCAUAUGGUGGAUGCCUAUAGCCCUUAUUUCGGAUGCCAUGUCAAAUUCCCUAAGUUCAAUUCCCUACUUUCCAUGUCCCCAGACAACGGUUGAUUGAAAAUACUGUUUUCAGCUUGGUGCGAAUCCAAAUUCUUUUUAUGACUACCAAUAGUAUAAUUGUUGUUCCUACCGAACUUGUCUACCUCCUCUUCACUUUCUGAACUAUGGCAGUAAUUAUCGAAAGUGGGAGGCAACUCAUGUACAUGUGAAGGGCUUGCUGCUGAGCUUGUUGAACUUUCAAAGAAGAUAGAAGUAGAUCGCUUCUCUGAGAAAAUAUGCCAAUUUAAAUCUCAAGAGAAAAGAGAAAAAUUCUCAACAGAAAAGUUUUCCGACUUCCGACGAUUUAAAUUUGAUACACCAUAAAGAUCAGCAGCAAAAGUACCUGAACUAGA
Molecule: messenger RNA, 1055 nt
Organism: Hibiscus syriacus
Lineage: Eukaryota; Viridiplantae; Streptophyta; Magnoliopsida; Malvales; Malvaceae
Product: BRCA1-associated RING domain protein 1-like
Exons: 4
Coding region: 35-319 (94 amino acids)
Biological process (GO): positive regulation of transcription by RNA polymerase II; double-strand break repair via homologous recombination; negative regulation of fatty acid biosynthetic process
Cellular component (GO): BRCA1-A complex; BRCA1-BARD1 complex; plasma membrane
Molecular function (GO): ubiquitin-protein transferase activity
Source: RefSeq, a predicted model, not a curated record